Rotaria socialis is the source of this 1029-nucleotide messenger RNA. The record is from the annotation of a GenBank genome assembly. Lineage: Eukaryota; Metazoa; Rotifera; Eurotatoria; Philodinida; Philodinidae.
AUGGCAACAACAGGGUUUAGUGACUUAUACUUGGCAUGUCGUAAGGGCGAUAUCGCUGUAGUUCAACGUUUGUUACCUGUUACUUCAUUGGAAAUUCUCAAUCGUACAGAGCCAGAUGGCAACACUUGUCUUCAUGCUGCUGUUUCGUGUGGCCACAAAGAAAUUGUUCGCCUUCUUCUUGCACGUGGGGCAUAUCGCCGUGUAAAAGAUCAAUAUGGCAAAACUCCUCUAGAAGCAGCAAAAACAGAUGAAAUUGAAAAACUUUUUUCUCGAUCAACAGAUGCAUCAAAGCAACGGUUUGGCAUAAAUCCAGCUAAACAACUCGAAUGGCAAUUUCAGAAUGAUCACGCUGAAACGUUUUCACGUGCAGUUCAUUGGGGAUGUAUUAAGGAUCGUGGUGUAAAAAAAACAGUUAAAAAAAUUCAAAAGGCUGAUAUAUUAGAAGAUGAUGGAGAUCCAUCAAAUGAAGUUAUAAAAAAUUAUUUCAAAUGUGCACUUGAAAAGAAAGAUCCACUAUAUUUGCUUAGAGCUUAUACGACUGAAAGUCAAUUUUACCGACGUCUAAAUCGUGAGAUGGCUACGGGUAAUGAUCGGGAAGUGUUUAAAAAACUAUGUCGAAAAUGGACUGGAUUUUACACAGGCACCAUUGCGAAAAAUCCUCGAUUAGAUCACUUGCACUUUUCGGGACAAACAUACAGAGGAAUGGAAAUAACUCCAGCUGAUUAUCAACAAUACAGGAUAGGUAUUGCAUUAGCAAAUAAAUCAUUUCAAUCAACAUCAAAAUCAUGGAAAAUUGCGAAAGGAUUUGCUUGUCCACCAGAACAUAAACCGGGAACAAUACCUGUAGUACUGAUAUUUACAAUAAUUGAUCGAAAAUCUGCAUUGAGCAUUGAUGAAAUAUCGGACUUUCAAUAUGAAGAAGAAGUUUUAAUUGUACCUGGCACUUUUUUCAUAGUAACUGAUAUUAAUAAAGACCAAAACCCUCAUGAAGUGGAAUUAAGACAACUUGAAUGGACUGAUGAAUUCUAG